AUGGGCGGCGGGAGAGUUGGGCCCCGCGGCUGCGGCAACAGGAGGGGGGGGGACUCCUUCCCGGAGCGGGCGGUGCUCCCCGCCCCCCCGGCCGAAGUCCCUCGCGUCCUCUCCCUGCCUUCCGAGCACAGGGGGCGCGUCUGGGAGGCUGCGAGCCGCCGGGCGGCACCGAUCUCUUCUUUUUCUCCUCGCAGGGGCCGAAGAGCCGCAGCAGGCAAAGCGGGAGCCAGUAAAGAAGUCUCUGCCCCCCCCCCCCCCGCGCAAAACACGGCCUUCCAAACAGAGAGAGGCGACUCUGGGGCGGGCGGGCGAGCCCUUGCCCUUGCCCCUGCCCCUCCUGGCCGGAGGACGCUGCGCCCGCCUGCAGAUGCACCCCCGCCGCCUCCACCCGCGGCGUGUACGGAAGACCCCCUUCCCUCCUCGGCCUCCCAGCCCUGGGCUGCCCCCCAGCGCCGACAAGGGGGCUCCCGCCACAGUGUGCGCCAAGGCCUCGCUGGUGAAGAGGCGCCCCGCCAGGCAGCUUCAGAUCCUGCUGCAGCCCCUGCUUUUCCAGGCAACUGCCCGGCAGGAGCUCAGCCUGGGUUCCACUCCCCACUCGGCCGUGCUCUCUCUGGCCUACCUCAGGGGGCUGUUGUGAGGAUAAAGGGGCCCAAGAAAGGGAGCACCCACCGGUGCCACUGUGAGCUUCACAGAUGGGAGAUGGAACAAGCCCCUCCGGGUCCCGGCCGGAUUUCAAGCCCCCAAGGGGGACUUUCCAGGGCGUGGGGGUCGGAUGCUGGCGCCCGGCAGUCCAGGGGGGCUUCUGCUCUGCCCCCGCCUCUCCCUCCCUCCCUCCCUCCCUUGCACCAGCAUGCCAGGCUGUCAACAGGGGAAGGGACUCUGCCCCCCCCGCCCCCCCAGACAAGAGGCAGGCCUCCCUGCAGCCUCUGGCAGGGAGGGGGGGCGGCGCCAGGGCCUGUUUGCCAGAGGAGGCGGGAGGCGUGUGGGGUGUGUCCUGCUUUGCCUUGGCUGGGCUGGCCCGGAGGGAGAGAGCAGCCGCCGCCGCUGCUGCCGCCACUACCACGGCUGCUUGGGGGGCCCACUUGCCACUCGGAGGAAGGCAGGCAGAGCAGGAGCAGCUUCCUCCGACAGGCCUGAAGCGACGUCUUCCCGGACAAGAUCCACCCCAUCCACCAGCAGCGAGACGGACCCCCAGAGCGGACGGGCCUACUUCAGUGGGAAGGCACGGGUGUCCUUCCGUCACCAGCUGGACUCGGAGAGAGAGACCACCAACUGAGCCCAGGCUGGAUGGCUGACACCCCACCCCAGUCGCUUCUGCUGCUGGCACAAGCAGGCCAGGACCCCCAGGGGGAGGCGGGGCCCUCCUCCCCCCCACUGCAGACCCCAGGGACAAGGGGGCUGAAGACCAAGGGAAGCUGUCGCUAGCCUGUUAGCCUGCUGGGACCAGGCAAUAUGCAGGAGGUCAAGCUGGGGGGGGGUGUUGUGUCUGAGUGGAGAUGGAGGAGAAGCCAGGCAGCUGCUGGGGGGCCAAGAGGCAGCUGUGGCCGCCGGAGACCCCAAUCCCCGUGGGAGUGCUUAGCAUUCUGCGCAACAAUAAAGCAGCCUGUCCCUCUGA
Molecule: messenger RNA, 1615 nt
Organism: Hemicordylus capensis (graceful crag lizard)
Lineage: Eukaryota; Metazoa; Chordata; Lepidosauria; Squamata; Cordylidae
Product: translation initiation factor IF-2-like
Exons: 2
Coding region: 1-1137 (378 amino acids)
Source: RefSeq, a predicted model, not a curated record